UUUCCGCAUUCCCCAACCGCUUUCGAGCUUCAGGGCCGAGCGCACGGAGCAACACGGACUUCCAGGACUGUUGAUUAUCAGGGGAGAAGAACAUCCAUGUGACGGAACACGGUUCAGGAGAAAAUCCUUCCUGGCGGCUGUGGAGUCUGUGGUGAUUCUCGGUUUGAAAGGCUCUGCUUACUGAGGUCCAGUUUUGGUGUAUGUAAAAUUUGGAUGAUGAGCCCCUUGAUGUUGACUGUUAAAUAGCCAGCACUGGACAAGCAGAGGACCAAAUGAACAUGGCAGUCUUCAAGCCAGAAAAUGUGGAAGACUUCUAUGAGAUCAGGGAAGUUCUGGGAAGUGGGCAUUUUGGUCAGGUCCGACGGGUUUGUGAGCGAACUUCUGGGACUUGUUGGGCAGCCAAAUUCAUGAAGCUUCGUAAGAACGCGUGCAGCCGUCUAGGCCUGGAGAGGAGCAGUGUGGAGCGAGAGGUGGAGAUCCUCCAGGCUGUACAACAUCCAAACAUCGUGACUCUUAAAGAUGUUUUUGAGAGCCGAGCAGAGGUGGUGCUCAUUCUGGAACUGGUUAGUGGAGGGGAGCUAUUUGACUUCAUUGCUGAGAAGGAGAACCUGUUGGAGAGUGAAGCCAUUGAGUUCAUGAAGCAGAUACUGGCAGGACUGGGAUUCAUGCACAGCAAGAACAUUGCUCAUUUUGAUCUGAAGCCAGAAAACAUCAUGCUUUCAGACAAAGUGUCAUCACAUCCCAAUGUCAAACUCAUCGACUUUGGCCUAGCCUACUUUUUCAAUCAGGGGGAGGAGUACAGGAGUACAAGUGGAACACCACAAUACAUUGCCCCUGAGGUGAUCAACUGUGAGCCUCUGAGUACAGCAGCAGAUAUGUGGAGCAUCGGCGUAAUUACCUACAUAUUAUUGAGUGGUUUGUCACCAUUCCAAGGUGAGACUAAUGAAGAGACCUUGAGGAAUAUCAUUGCCAUGAAGUAUGACUUUGAUGAACGGUAUUUCAGCACGACCAGCUCGAUGGCGAAAGAUUUCAUCGAGAAACUCUUGGUGAAAAAUCCCAAUGACAGAAUGACAGCUGAGGAAUGUCUGCUUCAUCCAUGGAUUAAGCCUAUCACACGCAAACAGGUGACCAAUAGGAAUCGAUCCUCAAUAAACAUGAAGACCUUUAAGAAGUUCAACGCCAGAAGGAAAUGGAAAAUGUCCUUCAACAUGGUGUCAUUAUGUAACCGACUGGUAAAUUUGAAAUUGUGCAAGGUCAACCCAGAAGAAGAUCCUCUACAGAGACAAUGUGAAAGUGAUGUGGAGGACACAGAGAGCAAGCCUGCCUCUCUGCUGCGUCGAAGACUCAGCAGCAGCUCAUAGAAUCAGAAUAGACUGCCUGGUCUGAGCCGUUUCUUUAAUGAAAGAUCUUCAGAAGAUGUUGGUGGUGGAAUCUUUGGAUGGUUUGGUGUUUAGGACACUUUUAAAUGUAAGAGUGUAUUUGGAUGGGUAAUGAUUUGGAAAAACUCUGUAUAGAACUAUAUUUCUUAAUAUUCUUUAUAUUCACUAGUUUGUAUCUCUACUGAAACGCAAAACUCAUUUUGUCUGUCGUUAAUGACUUUUACAUUGACCAUGUUUUUAAUGUCACCCAAAUGCAAAUGCUUGAUUUGUUAUCUUUCUAUAAAAUACUGUCAGUCCAAAUAUAUUUUCAGCUGCUGUUAAGUUGUUCUUAAAAGCUAAAGUUGGCAGAUUUAUGGAACAGAGGGGGCACACACACACACACACACACACACACACACACACACACACACACACACACACACACACACACACACACACACACACACACACAACAACAACAACGUGAAAAUAUAGCUCUCUUCCUGCAGUUCUGUCUCUGCCCUCUUGUAUUCCUUGCUACCAGAUGAACACAGAAAUAUAUAUAUGCUUCACACACUAACUUAGUUACCUGAAACUACAUUACUUUAAACAGCAACCUGUACAGUGUAGGCCUAGCAUUCAUUCAUUUUUAUUUAUCAUAUUGUAACUAUGAUCCCGGUGCCAUUAUAUAGAGGCAAAUCUAUGAGAAUUACCAACUGGCCAAAUUCUCCUGUUAUGGGUGGAAUUUUCUAAAGCUUGCAAACAGAGUCAUGAGGAGGUGCCAAAGUCAAGCUUCCCUUCACACCAAUUGAAUUACCAUACGUGUAAUUUUUUUUUCCAAUGAUCGGGAAAAAGUUCAGCCUAAAGUAAAGAUUUAGUUAUUGCACUUACUGUCACUCCAAAUUUCCAAAUUGCUCUUAAUCCUCUAAUUCCCCUCUCAAUAAGUGACAAACAAUCUCACCUGAAGGUCCUUGUGCAUGAGGUUUGAACUGUUACUCCUUCAUGAGUGCAUGUUUAGUUGUAAUGUAGACUCUGUCAGCAGCACCUCCCAGUCUAUUCAUCAUGAGUCAAGUUAUCCCUGGACUCAUGAGGACUGUUUUUCAUUAUCACUGCACUUUUGUUGAGUAACCUUGCUGUCCAUGUAUGUUAUAAUUUGUAUUGCUGUCGGAUUUCAUAACACUUAAAGAAUCAGAUCUAUUUUGAAAUUCUGCUAAAGCUCUCAUGUAGUCUCUUUCCUUUUCAGUGAUAUGUGCUGAGUUCAACCUGUAUUUGUCUGUUAACCACUGAUUUUUUUCUGAUUAUCUCUUAUUCAGUUGAUUUACACUGAGUCAUAGUUUGAUGCUGUAGUAGGAUAAGAUGAGCUUUUCAUUAGAAAUCCAAAGAAAUGAGAUGCUAGAGAGGUAAUUGAGGUAUUUUUAUCUUGAAAACAGGGAUAUUUAUUAUUCUGUGGCUUUGUAAACAAACUUAGGUUUUUUUCUUCAUCACUCAGUUGAAUUAAAAAAACAGACACAACCUUCAAUUGAAGGCAAAUUGAUACCAAAGCAUUCCAUUAAAUGAGUCAGAAUAUCAAUUUCAUUAGAUACACUUUGCUAUUUAUUUGGAAGUCUAAUUAACCAUUCAAUCUAUACCUACAGCAAGAUUUACCCUAACAAUAACUAAAGAGAGUACAAAGCACCACAUUUCUCAUGUUUAAGUGAGAAUGUUUUUUUUUUAUCAGUUAAGAAAGCUUUCUUCAAUGAAUUGUCAUUAUGAAAUUAAAACAGAAAACUUUCAACAAAAGAAUUUCUGUUAGUUAGAACCAACUUACUAAUAGCUAAUAAGGUUACUACUCCACUUAUACUUCGAAGUGCAUAUGCAGUACAGUCUUCUAGGAUCAUAGGGUAGCUAUCCAUCUCUCUGUCUCUGGACCUAAAGAAGAAACAGGAUAUUGACCUACAUGCUUUUCAAAUCCACAUUAAAAUGAGAAAUUCCAGGACAAAGCAAAUGUAAAGAAAUUCAUUUGUUCCUAGGGCAUGUUAUGCACCUAAAAAACAUAAAGUUCUCUGCAUCAUGAUGUUAGUUCAUUGGCUUGCCUUAUAUAAUAGCUUACUAUUGAAUGCAAGGGAACAUACAAUUUCUAAUCCACAUUGUAGAUAUCAAAAGAUGCUCCACAAAUUGUGCAUUUGUGUCAUUCAAACUGAGCUUUACGUUGAAAGGAACACAGUCAACCAGUGGGCUGUACUAUGAAGCCAAAUUAUUGGGUUAGCGAGGUAUACUGAGCCUAAAAUCUGAGUUUUUAGUAUCACGAAGGUGGCUUUCUUUUUACCUGGUUAGAUCUUCAUGGUAACUUAUGCUGUGGAGGUGACCUGGUCCAGAGCAGGGUAUGUUCAGAGUUUAGGAUUUUGAUCAGCUGUAAGAAGAGUCUCCAUUUAACCAAACAGUUUCCUGAUGAUUCUUGAGCGAUACAGAUCCUCAGCUGAGGGAAUAUGAUGUAUGCGCAAUCCUGUUCAGCUGUAUGUUACUAAAGCCACUGAAUGAAGCUGUGUAGUUACAGUGUUGCACACUGUAUGCACCGCGUUGCCAUGGGAACCCCACAUGUAUUUAGUUGGUGAUGCAGAAAUCAAAUAAAUGUUUAAAUUUGGUCCUAAUUUGCUGUCAGGUCCAUUUACAUGCUGGUACUGCAACUGAUAGAACAGGUUUUAGAAAAUUGGUUAUUCUACUGGUAUUUAUUCCAGAGAAUAUUAAAUUAGUAACAUCAAUUUCAUUUUGACUUGGUCCCAAAUUAAAGUGAUAUCCUGCAUUAUGGCACAGUGUCAGACCUAAGUACACUUUAAUAUAAUAUUGGGUUUAAAUAUAUGAAAUUUAAAGUUUAACAACUUUAAUGUGCAGCUGUCAGAAAUAAUCAGCUGCAUUGAUCACGAAAAUUAAUACAUUCAGACACAUUUAACAGUUUUCUACCAGCAUUCCUGUCUUCCAUCAUUUCCAGCAGCAGAACUUUUUAUUCACAACUUUAACUUUCAGUUUUUGCUUUUUUAUUUUGGAUUUAUUUCAGUCUGUUUUAUUGGCAGCAUUUUCUAACUUCCAUCCAAAGUCGUUAAUUUUGGCCUUCAAUUUUCCGCUUGGUUUUGUGUUUAAUUUUAAGAUUGUCUUUGUUGCAAAUAAACAAUAAAGUUACAUUUACAAUUAUUAAA
Amphiprion ocellaris (clown anemonefish) is the source of this 4528-nucleotide messenger RNA. Its product is annotated as death-associated protein kinase 2. NCBI's taxonomy places the organism in Eukaryota, Metazoa, Chordata, Actinopteri, Pomacentridae. The record is from RefSeq and is a predicted model, not a curated record. Gene Ontology annotation, biological process: protein phosphorylation; positive regulation of apoptotic process; intracellular signal transduction. Gene Ontology annotation, cellular component: cytoplasm; nucleus. The transcript has 12 exons. Gene Ontology annotation, molecular function: ATP binding; protein serine/threonine kinase activity. Bases 273 to 1361 code for a protein of 362 amino acids.